Messenger RNA from Stylonychia lemnae, 882 nucleotides. The record is from the annotation of a GenBank genome assembly. Lineage: Eukaryota; Ciliophora; Spirotrichea; Sporadotrichida; Oxytrichidae.
AUGGAAAGAUCUUAAUCCUAACCAUUCUUCAUGGAAUAUUAGAAGAAUGAAGGAGAUCUAAACAGAAGAAAUUUUCAUUUGCCAAAACUUAGAAUAAUCAAAAAAGCAGAGCCGCUCAAGAUAAGUAUCGAAAAACCAAAGAUAAAUCAAUCAUUUUCUGUAAAUAGGCUUAGCCUUAACAAUAGUUUUGCUUAAUCACCCCUCGAUAACCAAAACAUUAAUUAAAGUGUUGUGCUUUCUUAGAAAUAAUCAGCGGCUGAAAAAGCAGCUGAAGCUCAAUCAAAGAGGUCUUUAAUAAGAAUUAAUGAUUAGUUGAAUAGACUGAGGUAGAUAAGAUAGAUGAAAGAUCGCUAAGAUAGCCAUAUAAACAAACUUAAAACUUAUCUGAAAGACUAAACACAGCAUUUGAAGAAUACUAUUCAUGGUGGCCCAACUUCUAAUUAGAAUCCAAAACCAAUUCUAAUAUUGGAAUUAAAAAAUGACUAUAUGUUCAAGUAAAGAGAACUCCAAAGAGUCAAAGAUAAAUACUACUAACAAAGAAAGUAUAUGAGAGGAGUAAGCAAUAGCAUUCAGUUGAAUAGUGAGUCGAUGUUUUUAUCAAAAUCUGGUCAGCAUUAAAGAAGUUAAAGUUUAAUAUUUGAUCAAUAGCUUAAAGAACUUAAAAAAGAAAAGAAGGAUCUGGAACUAAACUGCAAAUAAAAUGAAUUAAAAACUAAUUAAUUAUAACUGAAUUGCUAAUCACUUACAAGGUAGACUCACAGCCUAGCAAACUUAAUUAAAAACAGAGAUAAAAUAAAGGGAAGUUCUGAAUAAUAUGAAAAAUAGUUUUAAGAAUUGAACGUACUAAAACAAUAGGAGGUAUAGGUUAAAAGUUAAUACUGA